Colius striatus (speckled mousebird) is the source of this 3051-nucleotide messenger RNA. RefSeq names its product keratin, type II cytoskeletal 4-like. Gene Ontology annotation, biological process: keratinization; intermediate filament organization. Gene Ontology annotation, cellular component: keratin filament. Bases 1 to 3051 code for a protein of 1016 amino acids. Gene Ontology annotation, molecular function: structural constituent of skin epidermis. The transcript is spliced from 19 exons. Lineage: Eukaryota; Metazoa; Chordata; Aves; Coliiformes; Coliidae. The record is from RefSeq and is a predicted model, not a curated record.
AUGUCUCGCCAGUCCUGUGGUCUCAGCAGGGGAUUCAGCUCCAGCUCCGCUUGCUUCGGAGGGAGGAACAAGGUCACGUUCAGCUCUGUGUCCCGUGGGGGAUGCAGGGGACCCAGCAACGCUGGUGGCUUCAGCAGCAGGAGCCUCUAUAGCUUGGGAGGGAGUAAAAGUAUCUCUCUGGGAGGCUUUGGUGGAGUCUGCAGAGGUUUUGGAGCUGGUGGCCAAGGAGGCUUUGGCUACGGUGUCGGUGCUGGGGCAGGAUUUGGUGGCAGCUAUGGUGGUGGAGCCGGAGGCCUCGGUGGUGGUUUUGGUGGCUUUGGUGGAGGAUUUGACUUGAUAGGAGGUCAAGGCUUUCCCUCUUGCCCACCGGGUGGCAUCAAGGAAGUGACCAUCAACCAGAGCCUGCUGGCCCCACUCAACCUGGAAAUCGACCCCGAGAUCCAGAAGGUGCGAACACAGGAGCGGGAGGAGAUGAAGCAGCUCAACAACAAAUUCGCCUCCUUCAUUGACAAGGUUCGAUUCUUAGAACAGCAGAACCGAGUCCUGGAGACCAAGUGGAAACUCCUGCAGGAGCAGGGUGGCACUGGGACAGGAGGCAGAAACCUUGACCCCUUUUUUGAAACCUACAUCAGCGGGCUGAGGAAGCAGCUGGACUUCCUCUCCAGCGAGAAGCAUCAGCUGCAGUCAGAGCUCAAGAGCUUCCAAGACAUGGUGGAAGACUUCAAGACCAAGUACGAAGAGGAAAUAAACAAAAGGACAGCUGCAGAGAAUGACUUUGUGCUCCUGAAAAAGGACGUGGAUGGAGCCUACACGACCAAGGUGGAACUUCAGGCAAAAGUAGAUUCUCUGGCAGAUGAGACUAACUUCUUAAAGUGUCUUUACGAAGCGGAGCUGUCUCAGAUGCAGAAGAGGGUUUCUGACACCUCUGUGGUUCUCUCCAUGGACAAUAACCGAAACCUGGACCUGGACAGCAUCAUUGCUGAGGUUAAAGCCCAGUAUGAGGAGAUUGCCAACAGGAGCCGAAUGGAGGCUGAAUCCUGGUACCGGUGCAAGUAUGAAGAGCUGCAGGCUACUGCUGGCAAACAUGGAGACAGCCUUAAGGACACCAAGACCGAGAUCUCUGAGCUCAACCGUGUGAUCCAGAGGAUACGGGCUGAGAUCGAGAGCGUGAAGAAACAGUGUGAAACUCUGCAAAGCUCUAUUGCGGAUGCUGAGGAACGUGGGGAACUGGCCCUCAAGGAUGCCAGGACCAAACUGAACGAGCUGGAGACAGCCCUGCAGAAGGCAAAGCAGGACCUGGCCAAACAGCUCCGUGAGUACCAGGAGCUGAUGAACGUCAAAUUGGCCCUGGAUGUUGAGAUUGCGACCUACAGGAAGCUGCUGGAGGGCGAGGAGUGCAGGAUGUCUGGAGAGUGUCAGAGCACCGUAAGCAUCUUGGUGGUGGGGUCUAGCACCGUCCUGAAGAAGACCACCAGCUCUGUAAUGGGUGGCUUUGGUGGAGGCUAUGGAGGAGGACUGGGCAGCUUUGGUGGAGGAAUGGGUGGAGGAGGAAUGGGUGGCUAUGGAGGAAUGGGUGGUGGUGGAGGAAUGGGUGGCUUUGGUGGAGGAAUGGGUGGUUAUGGUGGAGGAAUGGGUGGUGGAGGAAUGGGUGGCUUUGGAGGACCAGGCUUUGGCAUGGGAGGCUUUGGUGGCCCUGGUAGAGGUGGCCCUGGAAUCCAGCCAGUGCAGGUUGACUCAACCCUCCUACAGCCAGUCCAUGUUGAGAUUGAUCCCCAGAUUCAGCAAGUGAAAAACCAGGAGAAGGAGCAGAUCAAGACUCUUAACAAUCAAUUUGCUUCUUUCAUUGAUAAGGUCCGCUUCCUGGAGCAACAGAACAAGGUCCUGUCUACCAAGUGGGAGCUCCUCCAGCAGCAAGGGCCUACAGGACCAAGGAAGAACCUGGAUGUCAUCUUUGAAAACUACAUCCAGAACCUGAGGAGGCAGCUGGACGCAAUCUUGUCACAGAGGGGCCAGCUGGAGUCGGAGCUGCAGAACAUGCAGCAGUAUGUUGAGGAUUACAAAACCAAGUAUGAGGAAGAGAUCAACCGGCGCACAACUGCUGAGAACGAGUUUGUGGUGCUUAAGAAGGAUGUGGACAGUGCCUACAUGACUAAAGUAGAGUUGGAAGCCAGGGUGGGAUCUCUGACUGAUCAAAUCAACUUCCUGAGGUGCAUCUAUGAGGAGGAACUGGCUCAGAUGCAGACAAUCAGUCGGGACCUGUCAGUGGUGGUGUCCAUGGACAACAACCGUCACCUGGAUCUGGACAGCAUCAUCGAGGAGGUCAGGCGUCAGUACGAGCAGAUCGCUCAGAGCAGCAGAGCUGAAGCUGAGGCUUGGUACCAGAGCCAGUACGAACAGCUACAGAGCACUGCUGGAAGGCAUGGGGACAACCUCCGCAACACCAAGAUAGAGAUCCAAGAGUUGACCAGGAACAUCCAGAGGCUGCGGGCUGAGAUUGAGAAUGUGAAGAAGCAGGUAGGGCAGCUGCAGGCAGCUAUUGCUGAGGCUGAGGAGCGGGGUGAGAUGGCCCUCAAGGAUGCCAGGAUAAAACUGGAUGAGCUGGAAAGUGCCCUGCAGAAAGAUAAGGAGGAGCUGGCUCGCUUGCUGAAGGAGUACCAGGAGCUGCUGAACGUCAAGAUCGCACUGGAUGUUGAGAUUGCCAUGUACAGGAAGCUGCUGGAGGGAGAAGAGAACAGGCUGUGCAACGAUGGCAUGUCCAACGUCAAUGUCUCUGUGGUAGGCAGGACCACCAUCUCUGGAGGCUUCGGAGGUGGCAGCGGCGUAGGUGGAGGAAUGGGAGGAGGUGUCUGUGGAGGAGGAAGCAGCUUUGGAGGUGGAAGCAUGGGUGGCAGCUGUGGAAUGGGAGGAGGAGUGUAUGGCGGUGGCUUCUCUUCUGGAAGUGGAAGGAUGUGCGGCUCUGGAGGUGGCAACUUCAGCUCUGGUGGGGGAGCGUCCUCCGUACGGAGAUGUGUCACGACCACCUCCAUCAAAUCUUCGGGAGUGAGAUUCUGA